AUGAUUGAGACGAAGACAGUUCUCGUCGUCACCGCCGCGUUUGGCGGGGCGUUCUUCGGCACCCUGGCCACGCAUGCGCUGGCCCCGGCGCCAGCGCUCAAGGCGUCGUUCGUCGCGGCUGAAAAGUCGGAGGCGCUUUUCAACGCAAUGACCGCAGCAAUUAAGGCGGACGGCGCUAAAAUGGUAGAGUUGGGCGGUGGUGUCUUUCAGUUCGUCGUCUCCGACGGCGGUCCAAAUGGCAAAUUUAUCCUCGACCUCAAGAACGGCAACGGAGCAGCAACGUACGGAGAAGACCCGCACGCAGAUUGCACGCUGACGAUGGCAGCUGCCGACUGGGUGGCCCUGGCAGAUGGCAGACUUAAAUUGAUGUCCGCCUUGAUGCACGGCAAGCUGAAGAUCAAGGGGAACCAGAUGUUGGCGCUUAAACUGGACGGACCGAUCCUGCAAGCGAUCCGACAGCAAAAAUGA
Molecule: messenger RNA, 468 nt
Organism: Emiliania huxleyi CCMP1516
Lineage: Eukaryota; Haptophyta; Isochrysidales; Noelaerhabdaceae
Product: non-specific lipid transfer protein
Exons: 2
Coding region: 1-468 (155 amino acids)
Cellular component (GO): cytosol
Source: RefSeq, a predicted model, not a curated record